GAUGGGCCAAAAAGAGAAUAUGAAACUUGGCAAUAAGGGUGCGGGAAAACAUAUGACAAAGAAAGUAUUACAAUAUUUGCAAGAUUUUUUUUUGGCUGGAAACUUAAAAACUGAAGAUUAUUACUCUCCUGAAGAUAUGCACGCUAGUCUAAAAGAUUUGGCUAAAAAUGGAGACCUUGCUUUCGAGGAAGUACCAACAGUAAAAACUAUUAAAG
Messenger RNA from Racocetra persica, 215 nucleotides. Lineage: Eukaryota; Fungi; Glomeromycota; Glomeromycetes; Diversisporales; Gigasporaceae. The record is from the annotation of a GenBank genome assembly.